AAUUUCAAUGAGCCGCCUCCACAGUGGGCCUGCGAGAAUCGAGGCCCUCGCCAGCGUACCCAAGUAUCAAAACCAGUUCACGGCCCGGUACCGGCGAAUGUUGGUGGUCUAUGGGAUCGGCACCUGGUCUCUGGUGGGCUCAGUGCUUUGCUUUGGCUGGAAAAUGGCAAAGCCAUCAGGUAUUGAAGUACAGCAAAAGGAUGGCUCAACAAGUGGAGUACUCAGUGAACUAUCUGAACCCCCAAAAGGGUUUUAUGUGGAAACAAUUGUUACAUAUAAAGAAGAUUUUGUUCCAAUUACUGAAAAGAUCCUCAACAACUGGAAAUCAUGGACUGGAGGCCUUGGUGCAGAACCAUGA
Molecule: messenger RNA, 358 nt
Organism: Macaca mulatta (Rhesus monkey)
Lineage: Eukaryota; Metazoa; Chordata; Mammalia; Primates; Cercopithecidae
Source: RefSeq, a predicted model, not a curated record